GCUAACAGCCAAAGAAACUGGACCUCCAACUACACCUCUAGAACAAGGAAACUAAACAGGCUUACCCUGUGAUUCAGUUUGGAAUUGUCAGAAGUUUAUUCUUAGUGCAGGAAAACUACCAGGUUCUAAACAUGGUAGUGCAGGAAUCAUCAUCUUCAUCAUCAUCAUCAUCAGGAAGCUCAUAUAAAUCUGAAACAAACUCAGAACCUGAGCCUGAAGCUGCAGCCUCUAAAUUGGAACUCAUUAUCAGUCCUCUCACUGAAAUCCCCCCCUCAGUGAAGAACAUACUGGAGAAAAUUGAUGCUGCCCAGCUCGACAGAGCCAGGAAGGAGGUUUUUAAGCAACUGUUUGUAAUUCUGGACAAUGUGAACCGGGUGUGUGACCGCUUCAAAGGGGAUGAACGGAUGGACCCAGAGAUAGAAGAACAGUUCUUCCUCUCCGGCACUUGGGCUGAGAGGAAACGGCGGGCACUUCUACUGGACAAAGUAGUCAUCUUGCUCAAAACCAGCACAGCUCAAGGGAAAGAUUUAAAGUUUGUUCUGGAAUCAUUAAAAGAAUGGGGUGAAAUGUUGUCAGAAGGCAAAGAACAAGUAGGAGACACCCCCACUGUCCAGUGGGUCAGUGAUAUGGAGACCAAGCUGCUGACCUCCCUUGAUUAUACAGAAGGAUGUAUAAUGCAGCUAAUCAAUCUCUGCACGCCUCUUGUGGAACACAGAAGGAAAAAGAGGGGGAAAUCAAUUGUUCCCAAAACCGGCAUGUGGAGAGCAUGGCGAGAGAAAGUUGCACAGAAAUCUCAGGAAGGCCAGCCCUUGAGCCCUGAACAAAUGCUAGAAGAUGAAUCUGUAACUUUCUCCAGGACUUCUGAGCUCCUUACCAUGUUACAGGAAUUUGUAGGUUCCACACUGUUCAACAAAGCAGAAGUUGUUGUUGUUAAAUAUAUAGUGACAAUGGUGGCCAAUCUCAACAAAGCCUUCACUCUGCUAACCAAACAGUCCCGUGGCCUGCAAGCAAAGUAUGAUACCUUAGUAUCCCAGGAGUCCAGGAAGCAGGAAGUUCAGUGUGUGAACCUUCAAAAGGAAGUACAGGUGCUCAAUGAGAAAAAGGCAUCUUUGGAGGCUCGAGUCCAAAGCAUUGAACACAAAUACAAGAUGCUUUUCAUAGAAAAUGAGGCAAUACAAAAAGAACUGCACAAGGUGAAGGAAGAAGCAGCAGUAAAGAUAGAACCGUCUUUAAGAGACAUGAAAUCUGGGGCCAGAGCUUCUUAUGAAAGGAAAUCCCAGGAAGAUGAUAAACAUGUGAGUAGGGAAAAGGUUGCAAAUCUGUCAGUUGAAAAGCUGUCAUGGAAAUCCCAGGCAGACCUUGCUAAAUCCCCCAGUGGGAAAAGGGAGGCAAAGGUACCAGAUAAAAAGCAGCUUCAGCGACCAUUGGUAGAGAAAACAGAAGACACCAGUGACAAACAGGAUGCAAAGCUUCUAGAUAAAAAGCCAGCACCGAAAGCCUCAAUAGAGAGAGGUGAAGGCACCAGUGACAAACGGGAUACAAAGUUUCUAGAUAAAAAGCCAGCACCGAAAGCCUCAACAGAGAGAGGUGAAGGCACCAGUGACAAACGGGAUACAAAGCUUCUAGAUAAAAAGCCAGCACUGAAAGCCUCAACAGAGAGAGGUGAAGGCACCAGUGACAAACGGGAUACAAAGCUUCUACAUAAAAAGCCAGCACUGAAAGCCUCAAUAGAGAGAGGUGAAGGCACCAAUGACAAACAGAAAGCCCCAGUAGAGAGAACUCAAGACACUGUUGUCAAAUGGGAUGCAGUCAUCCCAGUGGAAAAACAAGAAGAGACUUCAGGAGACCUGGCUGGAAGACGGCAGGAACAACCUCUGGACAGUGAGCAAACAGAGGCUGCUGACAAAUGGGAUGUGAACCUCCUGGGUGGAACCCAGGAAGUUGUUGAAGAUGUCACUGGUGAGUGGCAUGAGAUCCUGCCAGAUGAACAUGAGCUCAAGGCUGACAGUGAAGAAGAAAUUGAAAGGCUCCCAUCCCCAACAGAGCUCCCAUACCAAGGGGUCUGUAGGAAAGGAAAGCAGAGGAGGAAGAAGGAAAGCCUGUACACUGAGGAGACACAUACAAUAAUGCCUCAGAGCCCUAUCAGCAGAAGCAUGCUGGACUCAUCCACUGCACUGUAUGGGUUUAAUUCAGCUAUCCUGGGUUAUCUGGAGCAGAAGAUGGAGAAGCUAUGGAAAUGUCCCUCUCCUGGGAAGAGACAAGCAGAGAGGAUGCUGCCCAAGGACCCAGAAGCCCAAAGGCUCUACAUGGCCUUGGAGAGGAAACUGGAAGAAUGCUUCUCCAAAAUGAAGAUAAGAUAUUCCAGCAGCUUAGAGGAACAGAAGCUUCCAAGGAGCCUGGAGCUGACUGAAGAGCAUGAUGAAGAGGCAAAGCCACCCUUGGAGGUUCUUCCUGGGAUCGUCAUUCCAGGGAAGGAAGUCCCUGGUUCCUCCAUACAGUUGAGUGACCCUGACAGUCCCUUUUUGGAGUCCAAAGUUCCUGUGAUCUCACGAUGGGGACUCCCUGCAGCCCUGUUGAAGGAACCUAAUAUCUCAGCACAUUUUCAAUUUCCCAAGCAAUGGCAGCAGCAAUGGCAGCAACAGCAGCAGGAGCAAUGGCAGGAGGAGGAACAGGAAUGGUUUAAGAAGGUACAGAAGCAGCAGCAGUAUCAGAUGCAAUGGCAGUCACCACAACCUGAGGAGCAGCUCCAGCAGCAGCUGCAAGGGGUAAAGGAGAAGGUAGAGGUGGAGCAGCUGCAGCAGGAAGAGCAUCAGUUUGAGGAGCUGCAGCCACAGCAGGAGCCACUGCAGGAAGGGCAGAAAGAGUGGCAGGAAGAGAAACACAAGCAGUGGAAGAAGCAGCUGGAGGAACAAGCAGAGGAGCAGAGUCUGAGGCAGCAGCAGCUGGAGCAGCAGCAGAGGCUAUAUCAGCAGUGGCAGGAAGAGCAGCAGAAAAAGCAUGAGGAGCAGCAGAGGCUGUGGCGGCAGCAGGAGGAGGAGCAGGAGGAGGUGCAGAGACUGUGGCAGCAGCAGCAGGAAGCGCGUCAGAGGCUGUGGCAUCAGCAUGAGGAGGAGCAGCAGGCGGAGCAGCUGAAACUGUGGCAGCAGGAGGAGCAAGAGCAUGAGCAGCAGGCAAGGUACUGGCAGCAGCAGGUGGAGGAGCAUGAGGAGCAGCUGCAUCUGUGGCAGCAGGAGCAGGAAGAACAUGACCUUCACCUGAGGCAGUGGCAGCAGCAGGAGGUGAAGCAGCAGGAGCAGGAGAAGCACUGGCAGCAGCAGGUGGAGGAGCAUGAGAAGCAGCGGCAGCUGUGGCAGCAGGAGCAGGAGGAACAUGACCUUCGGCUGAGGCAGUGGCAGCAGCAGGAGGUGAAGCAGCAGGAGCAGGAGAGGCUAUGGCAGCAGCAGUGGCAGGAGCAGCUACAGCAGUUGCAUGAACAGCAAGAGCUGCUGCAAAAACAGAUACAGGAGGAGCAGUACCUGAUCCCAAGGCCUAAACCAGUUCCCAGGAGCAGAGAACCUGGGACCCUGGAACACCUAACAAAACAGAUCCCACUAAGGCCAAGGAGAGAGAUUGCAAAGGAAGAGGUCCUACUGUAUGAAUAUUUCAAGCCUUGUACCCAGCAAAUGGUUCCCACUCAGAGCAAAGUAUCCCUGCACUCUCAAGCUCAGUCUACUGAGGAGACUAGCUGGCUCCCGACGCUGGCUCAGAAGACCAAAGGGAAGAGCUUGGUGCCCUCCAGCAUGUCAGAGAAGCGGUACUGGGUGGAUGUGGAGGCUCAGAGGGACAACUUGAUGCUGCUGGGCCAGGCGACCCAGAAGUGCAGACUACCCCCACACCUGCACAUGCAGGCGAAGGAAAUUAUCACUGAGACCCUGCACACUGAUGUUGAGAGGCUGGCUCUCCUCUUCCACAAAUACAUCUCCUUCUGCCACCUCCAGCAUGUCAGACAAACCUUAAUGUCCAGAUUGGAAGCUGCCAGAGCUGUAAAUGAUGGUGCUGAGGUCCGGAACUUGUAUACAUAUGUGGAGAGGGUGGAUGCUUACCGGAAAAAGGUGCUACAGUGCUGGGUGGCCAAACAAAAAACAGCAGAGCAGGCACGUCGACACUGCCUUGGCAAGAUGAUUUCCUUGUUUGCCCAGCUCCGCCUGAGCACUGAACUCCACCUCAACAGCCCAUCCCCACUCAUGAUCAAAGCAGUGGAUGAAAUGAAGGAGUUCCCGUCCUCAGCCCAUGCCACAUCCAAAUCCCCUGGCUAUCCAAGCCCCCUGGCAUGUGUGAAGAAAGUCAGAGACUUUAUGCAUCCAGCUGGAGUCAGUGAGCAGGUUUGUGACCAGAUAGAGUCAGUAUGGAGGACCGAUGUCAUCUCUCACAGUUUUCCUAUUGUUCCAAAACCCCCUGUGUCACUGCUCUGGUCCCAGGCUGGUUUCCCAGAUAUCCCUAGAUUUCUGGAACUGGACGUGAGCUCACUUAGGAGCAAACCCCUUAAGUCUCUACAGACACGGAGAAUCAUGGACUACUACACUCAAGGGAGGGGGUAAAAUGGGAUCCAGUGGGAGCCACCCCUCCUCCCAGCAUCCCACUGGAUCCAGAACUGUGCAGGGGAGCCUCCCCCCUCUUCUUGGGACACUGGGACCCAGAUGGUACCACCCCACCCUCCAUGUGGGCCUUGGAGAAGACAGCAGAGAGGAGCCAGCCAGAGACUCCAACCAUUAGGGAGAGAAGCAGCCAAAGCAGGGGGAUCUUUGGUCCUGGGGACAUGUGGAGAAGUUUCUACAGUUUGGACUGGACUUUCUAUGUCCUGUGCUUCAACUCCCCUACACCUUCAGUCUCUUCGCUUCAGCUUUACUCUAGACCUGAUCCUAUUACCCUUCUCUCCCCUGCCCCCCUCACCUCUUCCCUUUUCUUCCCGUUUAGCUGAUCCCCUCCUCAAUAAACUCCCCCGCCCCAAAACAGUGAUGGAAUUUAUAUGCCAUUUGCUGACAUCGCAUUGUUCAUUCUGCAGGGGUGUUCUACCCCUUCCCUGAUUCUGUGUCUGUCUUGUCUAUUUGGACUGUAAACUCUUCAGGGCAGCAACCACCUGUUACUGUGUGUUCAUAGAGCACCUAGCACAAGGGGCCCCACUCUUGGUUGGCCCUUAAACAUUACCAUAAUAUACAUUAUUAAUUAUUAUUAUUAUUAUUAAUAAUAAUAUAAGAUGGAUGCACAGAUAGAUGCAAUCCCCAUGGAAAUUUUUUUCUUAAAUUGGAGUUGUUUGUUGAAGUAAUUAAUAUAAUAUUAUUAUUAAUGUAACCUUUAAUUAAAAUACAUAAUUACAGAAUUACCAUUGAAGAAUGUAUACAUUAGAAAGACAGGAAAUGACCAACUAAGGUAACUUACAUAAGCAUACUAUUUCCUUUACAUUUCGUACAUUUAAUUAAUAAGAUUGACUUGAGCAAGUUUACCUUACAGACAGGGCCGGCUCCAGGCAGCAGCUUAUCAAGCAGGUGCUUGGGGCGGCCGCUCCGGAGUGGGGCGGCACUUUCAAGUAUUCUGUGGCAAUUCAGCGGAGGGUCCCUCACUCCCACUCGGAGUGAAGGACCUCCUGCUGAAUUGCCGCAGAUCGCGAUCGCAGCUUUUCUUUCUUUUUUUUGGCUGCUUGGGGCGGCAAAACCCCUGGAGCCGGCCCUGCUUACAGAUUCCAAUAACAGCUGAAACCUUCCUCCAUCAAGACAUUCUUACAAAUGCUUUCAACAUAUAGAUCACCUGUCUAUGUGUGUGUGUAAUUGGUGAUGUGUCUAUCUUCUGUGUCAGAGUUCAGGUUGUUAUUGGACUAUGUAAGGUGCACAUAUCAAUACUGAUAUUACUGUAAUUAAACUGUAAACUAGCUAGUAA
Messenger RNA from Mauremys mutica (yellowpond turtle), 5910 nucleotides. RefSeq names its product family with sequence similarity 186 member A (gene FAM186A). The transcript has 8 exons. The record is from RefSeq and is a predicted model, not a curated record. The coding region runs from base 132 to 4577 and encodes 1481 amino acids. Lineage: Eukaryota; Metazoa; Chordata; Testudines; Geoemydidae.